Molecule: messenger RNA, 4533 nt
Organism: Fusarium poae
Lineage: Eukaryota; Fungi; Ascomycota; Sordariomycetes; Hypocreales; Nectriaceae
Exons: 5
Coding region: 1-4533 (1510 amino acids)
Source: RefSeq, a predicted model, not a curated record
AUGGGUCGCCGUAAGCUCUCGGAACAAGAAAAGGCAGAAAGAGUCAUUCAGGAGCGGGAUCGAGGAAGACAACGCCGGUUGAAUGCCCGCCAAAACACCGAGACACACAACACUGAUAUCCGCCCUCACCACACAACCACACCCACGAGCAAUGCACCUAUAGAAAUUAUAUCCGAAGACCUGUUAGAUAGCGAAACGAUCUUGCGAACGGAUACCUCUCCACGACCGGAAGCGCCACUACGAUCGAUCGACGAGCAGGCAUCAUCACUAUCAUCAUGUCUCAACCCUAUUCGCGUCUCGGUCGCGUGUGGUGCAACACUUACCAGUGGGCAAAUCGCGACUGGACAAGACGAGGUGGAAGAGAUCCUCUCGGCAGUCGAAGCACCAGAGUCGCGUGCGUUUCCACAAUAUGAUGAUGAAGGAAAUUCUAUUAGACCUGGCCGUCCACAGAUAGACCCCGCCGUGUCGCCGCGUGAGCGAACGCGUGCCCGCGUCCAACGACGUCGCGACCAGCAGCACCUCACAAGGGCACAGCAGAUCGUCCAAUGGUUUGCCGACUCGCAAGAUCCCCCGCCUACCUUGGAGUUCUCUGCCUUGACCUUGCGCGAUGGCCCGGCCCCUUCGUCGGUUCCUGACGAGGCUGUGGAAGACGGCGAGGGCGAUGGCAGAUCGGAGAGCUUCGGCUUUGACAACGAUGUCGCGUUAGGUCCGACGUCCCCAACGCCUCCAGCACCUCCUGCCUCUACUCAGCGGGACAGUCAACCACCCCGGCGUAGAAGCUCUCUCCCGUCUACGCCGACCUUCCCGGUGUCGCCCGAUGCAGCUGCAGUAUCUUCUUCACUCGGUACAGACGAUCCAGUCCUCAGUGGCUUCCUCGAGGCAAUCCGCCAACAAGACACAGCCGGCGGCCCCGACUUUCUACUCGCACAGAGCGACGCGUAUGACCAGAUACUCCGGAAAUUCUUCAGCCAUCGAUGUGACUGUCCAGAACCACGCGCGCGUGAAGAGCCGGAACAUACCUCCACCCUUCCCGAAUACCAGAGCUUCCUCUCCGAGCCGCUGUCCUUCCGUAAGACACAGGCCUCGCUGUCCUUCCGCAAGACACAGGCCUCGCUGUCCCAAGACGCCGUGACCAUCGCGCGACAGUGGGAUGUCGACAGUGUCUGGUUCGGGGCUAGGAGCCUGUCAGCCAUCCGAGCCCCCAAUCAGUUUCGACUCUCCUUCUUCUCACCUCACACGAGUAACAUCUCCACCGCUCAAGUGAUACAGCCUCAUGGCCUGGACCUGGCACAUACGCGUCACACCACCAUCGGCACCUUCACCACCGCCGGCGUCCGCUUCUCCGUCUUGAUGUUCUUCCCUAGCGGAGCCCCUUCGCAAACACGAGCCUCCGCCAACAGCCUCUCCCUCGCACGAUUCAGGGAUCUCUAUGAUGAGAUCAUCCUCCCGGCCGUCCGCGAAACUGUCCCUAUCCACGUGCGACAGGAAAUCCCCGGUUCAUACGACCUGAUCUACGCGAAGUCGCGCGCCUAUCAGGAAAAGCCAGGUGCUGGUCGCUGGAGCGCCGAAGACGAGAGUCGAUCGUAUCGUCUGGCAUACGGCAUCCCAGCCAGUGUCCUCCCGCAGUUCUGGGCGGCAGUUGUGAGGAACGCGAAUCGGCAUCGGGUCCAGAGCAAGAAGGGGGACGCAGUUCCCUACUUCCAAAACCCCCGUCUCCUCUUUCAAGCCCACGAUCUGAAGAACAUGUUCGCGUCGGAGAGCCUUCAAGACAGCUUGGGUCUGUUUCGGGAUAGUAUAUUAGCUGGCCUCGACCCGAGCCAGAUCGACAUGCACUCUUGCUGGCUAGAUGUGGGCAUGCGAGAUCAUGUCCGCAUGCCGCCCACGUCGUCGAACAGCGAGAGCCAAAAUCACCAUCAUCACCAUGAACCGUGGACGCUUCUUUGGAAGAGCGACUGCUGCCGUCAUCUCCACGACCAGGUAGUCGGUGUAGCCCCAGAAGCUCCGAUGGAGGCCACUUACUAUCGGCCCUACCUCCUCCGGGACAUAGGCGGAUACUACGUGAGGGCGAAGUCGACUCGGAAAUCGAACCCUGGCCACCCAGAAGCCAGGUCACCCGGCGUCAUUCGGGCCAAGGCGUAUAACUGUAGCAAGGAGCUAUUCGGCGUCAUGUUCAGCGAUUACCAGCUCUUCAGCUCAGGUUUUCUGCCGCUUCUCGCCUUUGGCGAAGGGAUGCUGAAGGACCUGGCCGCCACGGAUCAAAGUCGCCAGCGUGCAUUUGUCUCGCAGCUCAGCCGCUCCCGCAUCCUGGAUGCGUGGGACGCUAAUAAGCGGCAUAUGAGAGCUGUCUCGUCGUUGAAGAGACAUUCCGACUUUGGAAUUCGGAAAGAGGUCACCCUCCGGCUCGAUGUCAUCUUAGCCAUGUGGGUUGGUGGUAGGCUAGAACCGAAUCAAAGCCCCCAUACGGGCCCAAUGUGCUGGGAAGUUCCUCUCGCUCCUCCUCCUUCUUCUUCGUCAUCAUCUUCAUCUUCGUCUUCUCCUUCCCCUCCCAUCGUCGGAGAGGAGCAGCAUUGGCCUUUCUGGGUGAUUCCGACCCAGAUGCUAACCGCAUUCGUGUCUGCACAAGCUGCCCGUUUUAUACUUCCGCUCGAUCACAUCUUCUCCGAGGUAACGAUGGCAUCAUCGUCGGCUGCUCAUUCAACUUCCUCGCCUGAUCCUGCUCGGCAGAUACUCUCAUUCUAUACCGCACAGCUCUUCUGUCGUCUCCUGAUUCAUGCUGUCAGCAGCGAGCGACAGUAUAACUUCGAUAACUGGAUAUGGAAACCAACCUGGCAGGUCAAGUGUCGCAGCCCUAGAAGCGGUCGUCGCAAGGAGCGGAGGGGUCUCGGUCUGGACGACUCUAUCCGCUCUUCCGGCACGCUCUGGAUCCCUCAUAGCCACUUCGAUUGUCAGAGAGGUCACAUCUCGCUCGAGCUGCUGGUGAACACCUACAUGUCUCGAAGCCCCCUUCAAGCUAAGCUAGCCCACCAGGCCAAUGUUCAAGCACUUGCCACGAACCAAGUGACCACCGAGUUACUGUUCCAACGGCUAGUUCGAAAUGCUCGGACAGAGUACGAUCGGGGGCGCAACCGGGACGCAGAGAUUCUUGCCGACCGUGCCGUCGCUCUUGCGGUGGAAGAGAUCGCCCGUGCUUAUCAUCAGCACUUCCUCGCCAAGCUGCACUCGUACUGGGAUCGACUCCGAGGUAAGAUCGGACGCCAGAAACUGCCGGUCCUGGAUCUGUUACAGCAAGCCCAGGAGGAAUCGGCAGCCGAGACUGGCCGUAUCCCCACUGCCCAGGCUGUUCACGGCAUCUACGCGGAGGCAUGGGACAAGUACCGUCAAGUUACAGCGGAUGAUGAUAGCGACGGCGACAUCAAUACAUCAUCAUCCUCAUUGCGAUCUACUCUGCCUGAGGAGCUGCCUUGUUGGAUGACUACUCGUCGGCGUCUACCUCCCAAGAACAGCUGGUCUGGCUUUCUCUUUGACCAGAUCUUCUGCCGCCCCAAGCCACCAACCUGGAAUGCACUCUUCUUUCUCCAGCUCUACCGAGGAUUCAAGGAGUUUUGGCAGGAUACAUGUGCGCCGUUGGGCCCUUUCGAUGGUCGCUUCAGCCGCCAGAUCGGGUACUAUAUCCAGAUUGCAUUCAACUGUGACCACACCAAGGAAGUCGGUACCAGUCAUGCUCAGGGCACCUGGUACCACGCCAAGCCACCCUUCUUCCAGAUCCAGUACUGGGCUCCUUAUUUCUCUCCACCCCGCGUGCAAGAAAAGACAUCUCUGUCGUCCCUCUACCGUCGCCGCGCUUACCCCAAAGGUCUCUCCCCUCGGUCCACUCCCUUGAUUCCAUCACCCCGGUAUUUUCACGACCUUGAAAGCAUCGUCUGCCCUUCGAACGCCGUAGCUCCAUCCUACGCCAUUGCAAAACGCGCGUUGUUCUAUGUCUCCUUUCUUGCCGGCCCGACUUGGGGUAUAGAUAAGGAUGUCAACUUUAUCGUCCCAUGGUCUUUCAACAAAACAUCCCAUGGUAGUAGCAACGAGUGUGACAUCUUCCAUGUGCCUGUGGCUGAAACACAUAUCUCGAAGACAAUUGUCGAGGAUACGGUAAGCCAGCCAACCAUCCUGCUGCCCACCCGCGAUACUAUCAUCGGUUUUCUCGAUGCUAUAGAGACUCUUACUGGUCACUCUUCAAGCAUUGCAGAACGUCUAUCGUGGACAAAACGUCGACUCAAUAAUCAGGGCGAUCAAUACGACCUCCGUAGUCAUCUCGCGGCCAGGCAUCGGGAAGUGGGGCCAUCGACAGAGAGCCAGUCCCUCCUGGAACGGUUCCUUCACCAACGUGAGCCACCGGAAUGGGAUGUCGAGCCUGUGGAUGAAGAGGAAGCCGAGGACACGGAGGAAACGGCGGAAGAAGACAACUCCUCUUCAGGAGAGGAUAAUGAUCUGGAAGAUGUUGGCCUGAAUGACUUAGGAUCGUAUAUUGGAUUUGUUGGCUAA